CUCUCUCUCUCUCUCACACACACACACACACACACGUAGAGCAGAGUCUCCUCGCUGUCUUUAGAGAACUCGGACGUGCCGAACAACAGCCAGCGGAUUUUCUUUUUAAUAUCUGUAUCUAUACCUAUAAACACACACAACACACAUUUAUUACACACUUUCACACCUGACGUGCUUCACACAACUGAGCUUUUUGCGCCUGACUGAGGAUAUUUCAGACACGUUUGCCCUCUUCGUUGACAGAAUGUCCAGUGAGGUCCAGCCGAGGCCAGGUGACAGUCCCAAUACGAGCGGAGGCAGUUCCGAUGCCGAACAGAGAGACGUAGCGCCGUCGGUGCAGCCUGAGGAGAGAGAGAGGGAGAGAGAGAGGGAACAGGCUCCGCCAAAGAAAAAGGAGGCCAAGUUCUCCAGCAAGACACCUGUUAAACUCUCUACCAGUGCCAAGAGGAUUCAGAAGGAGCUAGCUGAGAUCACUCUUGACCCUCCUCCAAACUGCAGUGCUGGCCCAAAAGGAGACAACAUCUACGAGUGGAGGUCUACCAUCCUGGGUCCUCCAGGCUCCGUGUAUGAAGGAGGAGUCUUCUUCCUGGACAUCGCCUUCACUCCAGACUACCCCUUCAAGCCUCCCAAGGUGACGUUUCGUACCAGAAUCUACCACUGCAACAUUAACAGUCAGGGAGUGAUCUGCCUUGACAUCCUGAAGGACAACUGGAGCCCAGCGCUAACCAUCUCCAAGGUGCUGCUGUCCAUCUGCUCUCUCCUCACAGACUGCAACCCCGCCGAUCCUCUGGUGGGAAGCAUCGCCACACAGUACCUGACCAACAGAGCAGAGCACGACAGGAUAGCCAAACAGUGGACCAAGCGCUAUGCCACAUAGAAAUUCCUACGACGCUUCAGAGCUCCAUACCCCAUUCCCCUGUCCUUCCCGUAUCCCACAAGGAACUGUCCUUCGUUUCUUGUUGACUUGAACGCUUUUUUUAUACAGUGUAUUCAUACUAAGAGCAAGCUCGUCAGGAUUGUACUUUUUUUUUCCCAAUACACUGAAUGUUGGCAUGGUCAUCAAGAGCUUUAUUAUUUGUAAUGUUAUAUUGCUAUCAUGACCGUUCUGCUAUUGUUUUGCAUUAUUGAGAAGUGCACCGCCUGAGUGAACGGAGUGCGAUUCAUAUGCGACGGUUUUCUUUGCGCUCAAUGAGUACGUCUCUCAUACCAGAGCGAGUGGAUGAUUCUCAAGACGAAGCAAUCCCUGAAUCUUUUUUUUCACAAAUCAGACAUUCUUUCUCCUCAUAAACAAUUGUUUUAACUCAGAUCCCCUCUCUGUUAAGUUGUAUAUGUGGAACACUAUGGCACUGGCCUGUUUAUCUCAAAAUGCGUCGUAAAAUUUGAGAAGCCUGCAGCUUGCCCCGUGCAGUCAAUGGCAGUUUGUUGUAAAGUGCACAUUGUGAGAGAAAAUUUGACUGAUACUCUGUAAGUAACUGAGUGAAUAAAUGAUGUGUUGAGCUGAAA
This is a messenger RNA of Tachysurus vachellii, 1503 nucleotides long. RefSeq names its product ubiquitin-conjugating enzyme E2 E2-like. NCBI's taxonomy places the organism in Eukaryota, Metazoa, Chordata, Actinopteri, Siluriformes, Bagridae. The transcript is spliced from 6 exons. Gene Ontology annotation, biological process: protein polyubiquitination. Gene Ontology annotation, molecular function: ubiquitin conjugating enzyme activity. The record is from RefSeq and is a predicted model, not a curated record. Gene Ontology annotation, cellular component: nucleus. The coding region runs from base 245 to 877 and encodes 210 amino acids.